AUGACAGACAUUUUAGGUAACCCAUUAAAAUCAUUUAGAGAUGACUUAUGGUUAGGCAGAUUUGUCUUAUCUCCAACAUUAGCUCUUGAAUAUUUUUUCUUAUCUCCAUUUCAUGAUCCAAAUAGCUUGAAUAUGCAAAGAAAAAUGAAUCAGCUGUCUUGCGAAGAAGUUGAAGGUAUAGAGUAUAAAUUAAUAUAUGUAAAUGAAGAGGGCUUAGAUCGUAUUUCUCUUCCACCCGGAUCAACUUGGAUAGUCCCAAAUCAAUUUGGAAUAUUUAUUAUUCAAAAAUUUCUAAUACAAUAUCAACGAGAAGUUCCUUUACAAUUGUAUUAUAUUAUUGCUGGAACUAUUUAUGAGGCUCCAAGUUUAAGUAGUAUUUUUUUGCAUCGUGUUGCAGAAGCUUUCAGAAAUCUAGAGAUAACUUUUGAUCUAAUUAAAGGGAUGUCUGAAUUCAGUUUAAAUGAGGGUUAUAACUGGAAUUCAAAAUUAAAUAAAAGAAAUUUAGAUAGCAAAAUAGAUUCUGAGCCUUUAGUAACUUUAUCAUGUACUCCUAAUACCUAUCAAAAAGUAGAUAAUGUGUUAGUAUCAAAUAAAAAAGCUCUUUUAGAGAUUUUAUCAGUAGAUCCAAAGGAAUAG
Molecule: messenger RNA, 636 nt
Organism: Cryptosporidium muris RN66
Lineage: Eukaryota; Apicomplexa; Conoidasida; Eucoccidiorida; Cryptosporidiidae
Exons: 3
Coding region: 1-636 (211 amino acids)
Biological process (GO): regulation of transcription by RNA polymerase II
Cellular component (GO): mediator complex; core mediator complex
Molecular function (GO): transcription coactivator activity
Source: RefSeq, a predicted model, not a curated record